AGGGCACUUUAUAUCACAGAUUUUCUUAGAGAGGCAUUUUUAACUGAGUGAUAGUAAAGGAUUUCAAACUGAUUUUCUUGUCCUUUGCCAAGAAGUUCCAGUUCUCAUUUCAGUGACGGCAUCAGUGUAUUCAUAUAACUAUCUAUUUAUCUUUCUGUCUAUCUAAAGGUCCUUUCCAGAUUCAACUGUUCUGUGAUUCUGUGAUUCCCCAUUACAGUGAGAUAUUUUCCCGUUUAUCACUGGAACGAAAAAAUGCACAAAGUUACCGCAACUAACUCACUGUAAGGCACAUGAGAAUGUCUUCUGUACAUCUCCUUCAGUUUUUGAUCUUUUAAUAUCACCUCAUUGUAUCAACUAGAGAUAUAAUUUUGCUUAAUCGGGCCUCAGAGUGGAAUGACGUUGCUUUACCUUUUUUUCGGACGAAUGAGAGAAUCCAGCUUCAUGACAGCUAUGUGGGGGUAUCAAAUAAAUACUGGCCUUGUUCUUCUUCUGUUUUUCUGGAGUUUGGCAGAAGCUGGAAAGCUCUUGGUUGUGCCUCAAGAUGGAAGUCACUGGCUGAGCACGCGUGUGGUUGUGGAUAAACUCUGGGAAAGGGGACAUAAUAUUGUUGCAGUAAUUCCGGAAGCUUCUUUGCUCAUGAAAAGCUCAGAAAAUUUCAUCAUCAAAACAUACACUGUGCCUUACACACAGGAAUCUUUGGAUAGAUAUUACCAUUCCAUUGGUAAAGAUUGUUUUUUUAGCCCUCUCCUUCUAGAAAAAAUUACAAUUACUCUCAAAAAUGUAUCAGAAAUGACCACCAUGUUCUCUUCUACCUGUCGACAUCUUUUAUAUGAUGAAGAGCUAAUGAAAUACCUCCAGGAUAGCAACUUUGAUGCCAUUAUGAUGGAUGCUGUGUGGCCCUGUGGACCAAUUAUUGCUGAAUUUCUCUCUUUCCCUUCAGUGUACUUCAUGCGCGGUCUUCCAUGUGGCUUAAACUACAGAGCUGCCCAGUGUCCUAAUCCUUUUUCUUAUGGGUCAAGACUUUUCACGUCCAGCUCAGAUUACAUGACGUUUACAGAGUGUGUGAAGAACCUCCUGGUUGGUUUUUCAGAGCAUAUACUUUGCUAUCUGUACAGCAAAGUAUAGUAUAGUAUAGCAAAGUAUAGUAUAGUACUGUACAGUUCUCUUCAAAAUAUGAGAACUUGGCAUCUGAGUUUCUUCACAGAGAUGUAACAAUACUGGAACUGUUUAGCACAGCAUCCA
This is a messenger RNA of Struthio camelus australis, 1242 nucleotides long. Its product is annotated as UDP-glucuronosyltransferase 1A1-like. Gene Ontology annotation, molecular function: UDP-glycosyltransferase activity. The record is from RefSeq and is a predicted model, not a curated record. NCBI's taxonomy places the organism in Eukaryota, Metazoa, Chordata, Aves, Struthioniformes, Struthionidae.